AUGCACAUUCUUGCGGAGGUGCUGAAAAGCCUGUGUGUGCGGCUUGACUGGGAAGGAGGGGCCUCGACAGAGGUCGACGGCCAGACCAGGAAGCACACAGAACUUAAGACUUCAUCAUGGGCAGGAAGCACCAAGGAACUUGGGAAGGGAUCCAGCGGCAGCCUCAGCGGUCCUGGGGCCCGUGAUGGUGACAGCAGCAGCGUCCUGCCCGCAGAGGCGCCGCUGAUGACCUCAGGCUGCAGCUUCCUGCACGCCAGCGCUCUCUGGAGCUCUGAGAUUUGGUCUUGGAGGCCCCACCUGUUCUGCUCGCCUUUCUGA
Molecule: messenger RNA, 318 nt
Organism: Rangifer tarandus platyrhynchus (Svalbard reindeer)
Lineage: Eukaryota; Metazoa; Chordata; Mammalia; Artiodactyla; Cervidae
Source: the annotation of a GenBank genome assembly